Phycomyces blakesleeanus NRRL 1555(-) is the source of this 3573-nucleotide messenger RNA. RefSeq lists its product as hypothetical. The annotation marks the transcript as partial. Gene Ontology annotation, biological process: positive regulation of transcription by RNA polymerase II. Lineage: Eukaryota; Fungi; Mucoromycota; Mucoromycetes; Mucorales; Phycomycetaceae. The record is from RefSeq and is a predicted model, not a curated record. Gene Ontology annotation, molecular function: DNA binding; ATP binding; histone binding. Gene Ontology annotation, cellular component: nucleus. The transcript is spliced from 10 exons.
ACAUUUACACAAAAUCAACUGGCUGCGCUGAAAUACCAAAUUCUUGCGUACAAACACAUAUCAAAAAACAUACCAUUGCCACCUACACUUCAACAAGCAGUUCUGUCCCCGAGCUCACUCGAUUUGACUAAAGAUCUUGGCUUGCAACGACCACAAGAAACUUCAAGCCAACAAAGCCCAGCUGCCGUACAGUCUCCUGCACUUUCUGCCACACCGAAACCCGUUCCGACUGAAUCGCCGCCAGUAAAGAAGCCUCAGUACAAUGCUUAUGCUUCGCCAUACAACUUGUUAAAAAAACCAAUUUCUUCAUACACCCAUGCCUCCCGUCAGCAACGUCUUUUGAUUCCCAGUAUUACUCCUGUUGGAAUUGACACUCAAGCGUUGAUGGAGGAACGAGAGGAGGGUGUAAAGAAAAGAGUCACAUACCAGAUGUCUCUUCUGGAAGAAAAGCUGGGCCCUGUUGAGACAAGGAUAGCUGCUUUAACCGAAGAAAUUAAAUCUGCUGAUAGCAAUCGCCCUAAACUAAAAGCUUUGAUUGAAUUAAAAACAUUGCGAUUGAUGCAGAAACAAAGAAAGCUUCGGGAGGAAAUGACAUCUGGAAUGGCUAGAUCAACUAUUCUUGCUGUAUCCUCUGAUAGAAUUGCUUACAGACGCAUGAAGAAAGUCUCACUUCGAGACGCUCGUAUGACCGAAAAAAUCGAACGACAGCAGCGUAUUGAUAGAGAACAGCGCGAAAAGCAGAAACAUAUGGACUAUCUCCAGACAAUUUGUGACCAUGGUCGUGAUAUGGUCGGUACGCAUAAGGCAUGGCAAGCGCGACAGUCAAAGUUAGGUAGAGCUGUUGUCCAGUUCCACCAACACAUCGAAAAGGAGGAACAAAAGAAGGCAGAAAGAAUCACCAAAGAACGUAUCAGAGCACUCAAGAAUGACGAUGAAGAGGCGUAUAUGAAACUCAUCGACGAAGCCAAGGAUACUCGCCUCACACAACUACUGAAACAGACUGGUACUUUCCUAAGCUCUUUAACAAAGGCAGUUGUAGAUCAACAGAAUGACUCGAUUAGCAAGCAUGGAUUUGAACAGGAGCCGAUAAAAGAUGAAGGGGCACCCGAUCCAGACGCAAAGGUAGAUUAUUUCCAGGUGACGCACAGAGUAAAGGAAGAAGUGUCCCAGCCAUCAAUGCUGGUAGGAGGUACACUCAAGGAAUACCAGGUCAAGGGUUUGCAGUGGAUGGUUUCUUUAUACAACAAUCAUUUGAAUGGUAUUCUCGCUGACGAGAUGGGUCUCGGAAAAACCAUCCAGACUAUCAGUUUGAUCACCUACCUGAUUGAGCGCAAGAAACAAAAUGGUCCGUUCUUGAUUAUUGUGCCUUUGUCGACCUUAACCAAUUGGCACCUUGAAUUCGAUAAAUGGGCUCCCUCAGUGAGUAAGAUUGUUUACAAGGGCAUGCCACUUGUACGCCGCAACCUUCAAAUGGAUAUCCGACGUGGUGAUUUCCAAGUACUGCUAACAACUUUCGAAUACAUUAUCAAAGACCGGCCUGCUUUGAGUAAAGUCAAAUGGCUUCACAUGAUUGUAGAUGAAGGACAUCGUAUGAAGAACACCAAUUCCAAACUAACCCUUACCCUACGACAAUAUUACCAUACUCGUUACCGUCUCAUCUUAACUGGUACACCGCUUCAGAACAACUUACCUGAGCUGUGGGCAUUGCUGAACUUUAUUCUACCGAAAAUUUUCAAGAGUGUUAAGAGUUUUGAAGAAUGGUUCAAUACACCCUUUUCCACUCAAGGUGUACAAGACAAAAUCGAUCUCAAUGAAGAAGAACAACUUCUGAUUAUUAAACGUCUCCACAAAGUGCUUAGACCAUUUUUGUUGCGUCGGUUGAAAAAAGAUGUCGAGUCCGAGCUACCAGACAAAGUAGAGCAUGUUAUUAAGUGCAAAUUCUCUGCACUUCAGGCCAAAUUGUAUUCCCAAAUGAAGAAGAACGGAACAAUGUAUAAAGCAUCGCGUGAAGGAAAGACAGGAAUCAAGGGUCUUAGUAACACAUUGAUGCAGUUACGAAAGAUCUGUAACCAUCCCUUCGUGUUCGAGGAAAUUGAAAACACAAUAAACCCUAUUCGUCAGUCCAACGAACUUCUUUACCGUACUUCUGGAAAGUUUGAGCUGCUUGAUCGUAUGCUGCCCAAAUUAAGGCAGACAGGACAUCGUGUAUUGAUCUUCUUCCAAAUGACCCGUAUUAUGAGUAUUAUGGAGGAUUUUAUGAACCUUAGAGGAUUUCCUUAUUUACGUCUUGAUGGUUCCACAAAGUCCGACGAUCGUUCUCAACUAUUACAGCUAUUUAACGCUCCUGAUUCACCUUAUUUUAUCUUCUUGCUGAGUACACGUGCAGGUGGUCUUGGUCUAAACUUACAAACAGCAGAUACAGUUGUUAUCUUCGAUUCUGACUGGAAUCCUCAUCAAGAUCUCCAAGCUCAGGAUCGUGCGCAUCGUAUUGGUCAAACCAAGGAAGUUCGAAUCUUUCGUUUAAUUUGUGCCAAUUCUAUCGAAGAAAACAUCUUGGCUAGGGCAAACUACAAGCUAGAUAUUGAUGGUAAGGUUAUCCAAGCUGGUAAAUUUGAUAACCGUAGUACAGAUGAAGAUCGUGAAGCAUUUUUGAGAUCCUUACUCGAAGACAAGAACGACGAAGACCCUGAACUCGAGGCUGAUGAGGAGAUGGAUGACGAGGAACUGAACGAGAUGUUAAAGCGUUCUGAUCAAGAACUUGUGAUCUUUAAACGAAUUGAUGCUGAAAGAGCACGUGCAGAAAUGGAUCUUUAUAGAAGAAUGGGUGGCCGUGGAAAGAAACCAGAACGAUUGAUUCAAGACGAUGAACUUCCUGACAUUUACAAUCAGGAAGAAGAUCUAGUACAUGAAAACAUUAAUGGGCUGUUAGAAUACGGUCGUGGCCAACGAGUGAAAGAAAGUAUUCGAUACGACGAUGGACUAACGGAAGAACAAUGGGUGGAGAAUGUAGAUAUGAAUGACUUGCUCGUUCAGGGAGAAAAAAGACAUCCGGAUGGUCCAGGUCAAAUAGGCUUUGUAGAGGAAAUAGGAGAAACAAGCAGUCGACGUGGACGCCGUAAGCUGGCUGCCCAAAUAGCUCGUUUCGAAGAAAUGGACGGGAUGCCGAAAAAACGCGGAAGACCGAAGAAAUGGGAGCCAGAGCAAAAGAGGCUUAAAAAAGGAGCCGAACUGAUUGGAAGAGAUCCUUUACCACCACCAAUCCGGCAGCAAAUGACGGAGAUAUUUGAUAGGUGUUACAAAGCAGUAGAACAAGCUACAGAAGAAGAUGAACACUCUUACCGACAGCGGUGUAGUCUCUUUAUGGAUCUUGUCAGUAAACGAGACUAUCCAUUGUAUUACACCAUGAUCAAAAGUCCUAUUGCGAUGAAAAUGAUUAAAAAGCGCAUUCAUUCACCAUAUUAUAAAACAAUUGCUCAGUUCCGCGCAGACUUCCAUCUUAUGUUUGACAAUGCUCGUACAUUCAAUGAAGAGGGUUCUGUUGUAUAUCAAGAUGCGGACGAAAUGCAGGUACGU